CACCGAAGUCGACGGCGAGAAAAUAUGCCCAGAUGCCCUCCUCUUCGAUCGGCGAUUAGAUCUAGCCAUCGCUUACCGCACACACCUGGGGGGCUUCGUGAAUCGAACAGCGUCAGGGAGGAGCUACCUGCUUCGUCCGUUGCUCCUGCCGACGGAUCUUCCAACGUCGCCGGCAAUCAUGACGGUGGCUGCUCCUCCGAUCUCUGGCUCGGGGAUGGGAGACCUAUUAGAGGCAGCAUUAUAUUUGUUGACCAGUAUAUGGUGAGGAGUUUCUCAAGUUGCAUUGAUUGUGCUGGCUGUAGAUUAUAUAUUGAUUCCGGAGCUGUUGACCAGUAUUCGCUGAGGACUUUUUCCAACUGCAUCAAUUGUGUUGGCUGUAGGUUCUAUACUGCUUCAAAAGCUGUAAGUUAUAAACUUUAUUGUUUUAUAUCUUCAAGUUUACAAUUUUUUAUAUCUCUUUUAAUUGCAAAUUUUUCUUUCUAUUUUGUAGCACAAGUAUAAAAAUUAAGGAUGAAUGUCUAAAAGAUUUUACUUUCCUAAUUAACAUUAUUAAGAUGUAUGCUUCAUAGAUUGAAUAAACUAACACUUAAUUAUUCUAAGAAAACACUACAAACUACAAAUUUACCAAAUAUAUGAAAUAAUAUACCUCCGUGCAACAUGAUUUUUGGGGAAAAAAUUAUAAUUUAGGGGUGAUGGAUAUGCACCUGGAAAAUGUGAUCUAAGUAUCAUUUAUAUCAUUACUUACUGAGAGGUAACCACAACUGCUCUUACCAAAAUAUUUAUGCGAUAUAUGACAAAUGUUACAACUUUCUAUAUUCAUUAUUUAUUUGUGUAUUACUUGAUUUCACCACAUAUUAGCCAUAACUUUUAGCAGCAUGCAAUACAGUAACAAAGAAAGCUAGAUAUCUGGAUGGAUCAUCUUAUAUGUUUCUUAGAUGAAGUUACAAAGACAGGCCGAUAAUUAAUGGAAAGAGCAAGGAUAGUGCCCCAUUACAAAUAGUUUAAAUUUCUUGUAACAAGCUUAUCACUUUGCAACACUAUUAAGUUAUAACCAUUUAAGACGAAGUGGAAAAACCCCCUUAUGCAUUGAUAAUUUACUAAAAUUUAAACAACCAAUACAUGUAUUAAACAAAAUAGCAAUAUAAAUGUAUAAUUAUUAAUAUGUUUACAAUAAAUAUUUAUCAAACAAUAUGUUUAAAAAUAUUUAACAAAAUCUUUAAUAAAUAUUUUUAACAAAGAGACUCGAUAUAUUUAGCAAACAGUAUGUUUAAUAAAUCAACAUACUUAGCAUUUUUUUAAGCAGUUUAACAUUAUUAGUAUGUUUAUUUACGAAACAGUUUUGCACUUAGCAGUAUGAAUUAGUAUAUGUUUAUUGAACAUUAGUGGACAUUUGUUUUUAAAGUUUAAAAUUGUCAUAGCAAGCAAUAAUAUAAACAGGCAACACUAAUACAAAAUCACACAAAAGUCACAAUCCAACCAGGACAAUUUUUAGUUUUAAAAAAUUAAGAAAUUAAAAAAUUAAAGAAAGCACUCACGGCGUCGUGUCGGAGGCUCGGAUCUGGUGGCGAUGGAGCAACUCAGGCCAGGCAGCCAACGACGAGCUGUUGAGCAGACUGCACCAGCCAACACCGAAGUCGACGGCGAUUGGAUCUAGCGAUCGCUUACCACACACAACUGGGGUUUCGUCAAUCCAGAUCUACGGAUCUGUCCUCUGUUUUUGCACUAAAUAUGCACAAGUUUAUUUAUAUAAUAUACACAUAUACAAAUAUACUAACUCACACAUCCAAA
Ipomoea triloba (trilobed morning glory) is the source of this 1788-nucleotide messenger RNA. RefSeq lists its product as uncharacterized. The transcript has 3 exons. Lineage: Eukaryota; Viridiplantae; Streptophyta; Magnoliopsida; Solanales; Convolvulaceae. Bases 25 to 501 code for a protein of 158 amino acids. The record is from RefSeq and is a predicted model, not a curated record.